GUCUCUCUUCUUCUCGUAAACCCAAAAACCACUCAAAACGAUCUCUGCAAAGUCCUCUCGAUUUUGAUGGAGCUUUCCGAAACCUAUGCUUGCGUUCCAUCGACGGAGAGAGGUCGUGGAAUCCUGAUCUCCGGUGACUCCAAGUCCGACACCAUCCUCUACACUAAUGGUCGAUCCGUCGUGACUCUCGACCUCAACAAUCCUUUAAAGGUCUCUAUCUAUGGUGAGCACGCUUACCCAGCUACUGUGGCGCGAUAUUCUCCGAACGGAGAGUGGAUCGCGUCGGGUGAUGUGUCGGGGACUGUUAGAAUCUGGGGAGCUUACAACGAUCAUGUGUUGAAGAAAGAGUUUAAGGUUUUGGCUGGUCGGAUCGAUGAUCUUCAGUGGUCGGCUGAUGGGAUGAGGAUCGUUGCUUCUGGUGAUGGCAAAGGGAAAUCUCUUGUUCGUGCUUUCAUGUGGGAUUCAGGAUCAAAUGUGGGAGAGUUUGAUGGACAUUCUAGGCGGGUUCUUAGCUGUGCUAUCAAGCCAACUAGACCGUUCCGUAUUGUAACUUGUGGGGAGGAUUUUCUGGUGAAUUUCUAUGAAGGUCCUCCUUUUAAGUUCAAGCUCUCAAGCAGAGAGCAUUCCAACUUUGUCAACUGUGUGAGGUUUGCACCAGAUGGAAGUAAGUUCAUUACUGUGAGUUCAGAUAAAAAGGGAAUCAUAUAUGAUGGAAAGACUUGUGAGAUACUGGGAGAACUCUCUUCUGAUGAUGGGCAUAAAGGUAGCAUCUAUGCAGUUAGCUGGAGUCCUGAUGGUCAACAGGUGCUCACUGUUUCCGCAGACAAGUCAGCCAAAGUAUGGGAUAUAUCGGACAACGGUAGCGGAACAUUGAAGACUACAUUGAAUUGUCCUGGAUCAUCAGGUGGAGUGGACGAUAUGCUUGUUGGGUGUCUGUGGCAGAACGAUCAUAUUGUCACUGUUUCUCUAGGUGGUACAAUCAGCAUAUUCUCAGCAAGCGAUCUUGAUAAAUCCCCCUUUCAGUUUUCGGGGCACAUGAAGAACGUCUCUUCCUUAGCUGUGCUUAAGGGAAACGCUGACUACAUAUUAUCCGGUAGUUAUGAUGGACUGAUAUGUAAAUGGAUGCUAGGCCGUGGUUUUUGCGGUAAAUUGCAGCGGACACAAAACUCCCAAAUAAAGUGCUUUGCUGCUCAUGAAGAAGAGAUCGUGACCUCUGGAUAUGACAAUAAGAUAUCCAGGAUUUCCUAUAAAGACGAUCAAUGCACAAAUGAAGAGUCUAUCGACAUUGGAAACCAACCAAAGGAUCUAAGCCUUGCACCACUCUCACCCGAUCUCCUUCUGGUGACAUUUGAGUCUGGAGUUGUGUUUCUCCGUGAUGGGAAAGUAGUGUCAACCAUCAACCUUGGAUUCACUGUCACUGCUUUGGCAGUAACACCUGAUGGAACCGAAGCCAUCAUCGGUGGCCAAGACGGUAAACUCCAUCUGUAUUCUAUUAAUGGUGACUCCCUCACCGAGGAAGCAGUUCUCGAGAAACACAGAGGCGCUAUCAGUGUUAUACGUUACUCUCCAGAUCUCUCUAUGUUUGCAUCAGGUGAUUUGAACAGAGAAGCAGUUGUGUGGGACAGAGUCUCCAGAGAGAUGAAACUCAAGAACAUGUUGUACCAUAGCGCCCGCAUAAACUGCUUAGCUUGGUCUCCAAACAGCACUAUGGUUGCUACAGGAUCCUUAGACACCUGUGUGAUUGUGUAUGAAGUGGACAAACCUGCUGCAUCACGCAUGACAAUAAAAGGAGCUCACUUAGGUGGAGUUUAUGGUCUGGGUUUUGCUGAUGAUUCCCAUGUAUGGCCUCCCAUGUUUCUGUUUCUCCUCCUCCUCUCUGCUUCCCGCUCCGGCGACUCAUCGCCGUCUGGGGACGCCGUCCCAUUGGACACCGGCGAUCUUAACAGACAGAGUUUUCCAAAAGGAUUCUUGUUCGGAACCGCCACGUCAGCUUAUCAGGUCGAAGGAGAGACCCACCAAGACGGUCGUGGCCCAAGCAUUUGGGAUGCCUUCGUCAAGAUUCCUGGUAAAAUUGCCAACAAUGCCACUGCUGAGAUAACAGUGGACCAAUAUCAUCGUUACAAGGAAGAUGUAGAUUUGAUGCAGAACCUGAACUUUGAUGCCUACAGAUUUUCCAUUUCAUGGUCUAGAAUAUUCCCUGAGGGAACCGGUAAAAUCAACUGGAAUGGAGUUGCUUAUUACAACAGAUUGAUCGAUUACUUGAUCCAAAAAGGGAUUACACCGUAUGCGAAUCUGUACCACUAUGAUCUUCCUCUAGCCUUGGAACAAAAGUAUCAAGGCCUGCUUAGUAAACAAGUAGUGGACGAUUUUGCGGAUUACGCAGAGUUUUGUUUCAAGACAUUUGGAGAUAGAGUGAAGAAUUGGAUGACGUUUAACGAGCCGCGUGUAGUAGCUGCUCUAGCAGCAGUCCAGAGAUACCGCCAAAACUAUCAGGAGAAACAAAAGGGAAGGAUUGGGAUUCUACUGGAUUUUGUUUGGUUCGAGCCACUUACAAGUAGUAAAGCAGACAAUGACGCUGCUCAAAGAGCAAGAGACUUCCAUGUUGGAUGGUUUAUUCACCCAAUAGUGUAUGGAGAGUACCCAAAUACGAUGCAAAACAUCGUGAAGGAGAGACUUCCAAACUUCACCGAGGAAGAAGUGAAAAUGGUGAAAGGUUCCAUAGAUUUCGUGGGGAUAAACCAAUACACGACUUAUUUCAUGUCAGAUCCUAAAAUAUCCACCACACCUAAAGAUUUGGGUUAUCAACAAGAUUGGAACGUCACGUUUAACUUUGCAAAGAAUGGGACACCAAUAGGUCCAAGGGCACAUUCAGAAUGGUUAUACAACGUACCAUGGGGAAUGUACAAGGCUUUGAUGUACAUUAAGGAACGUUAUAGCAACCCAACUAUGAUUCUCUCUGAAAACGGUAUGGAUGAUCCGGGCAACAUUACUCUAACUCAAGGACAAAAUGAUACAACAAGAAUCAAGUAUUAUAGAGACUACUUAGCACAGCUUAAAAAAGCAGUAGACGAUGGAGCCAAUCUAACUGGAUAUUUCGCGUGGUCGUUGCUAGAUAAUUUCGAAUGGUUAUCAGGAUAUACUUCAAGGUUUGGAAUAGUGUACGUUGAUUACAAGGACUUGAAGAGAUACCCCAAGAUGUCUGCUUUAUGGUUUAAACAACUUUUGAAACGGGACCAGAAAUGAGCUCAAUGUGUCCAUGAUUCGGGUUGUUAAAGAGAGGUGAAUGAAUAUGUGUAUAACUUGAGAACUUGUCUUCCUUUGACAUUUAAAUGCUUACAUAAAACAGCAGCAAGAAUUUUGGUUCUUCUAUCAUAGAACUUCUACAUUCAACAAUGUGUGCUAUCAUCUUCAUCCUCAAUUUUCUUUUUUCGUGCUAAUGGUUAUUUAGGAAACAUGAUCUUCUACAUUCUUAAUCCCUAUUCGUUUUUUGAGGGCUCAAAUUCUAUUUGUGAAGUUUUUUUUAACAUUAUAAAAAUAUUGGAUGUAA
Molecule: messenger RNA, 3547 nt
Organism: Arabidopsis arenosa
Lineage: Eukaryota; Viridiplantae; Streptophyta; Magnoliopsida; Brassicales; Brassicaceae
Source: the annotation of a GenBank genome assembly